CAAAAAUACCAAGCUACCGAGACGUUGUCACUCUACGUAGUUAACUAAAGGAUUUCAGACACAAUGGAAAUAGUUAAAUGUGAUUCACACGGUAGUGUGUGUAUGCUAAAAACCGGUGUGAAAGAGGGACCAAAUAAAGGCAAGAGCUUCUAUAUUUGCAUUGACAAGCAGGGCUGUGAUUUCACCCAGCAGGCCAGUAUCGCUCCUUCCCACUGUCUGCAUCACGAAGAGUCAGUGGUGGAGCUGCAGGCGCUCAGCUACAGUCAACAGCAGCAGAGCCACCGACUCUACUACAGAUGUGCUGUCGGGAAAAGAGAAGGUCAGAGAUGGUGUGGAAACGUGCCCUGGACUGCUCAAGAAAAAGAAAGGAGAACCCCUCUAACUGACUCCCAGCUGCAGCCAUCCUGCCUCCCACGUGUCAGAAAUCCCUUUAAAGCUCCCGACAAGACGGACAAACCUUCGGAGCGGAGACGCAUGCAGAGCGGUGGGUGUGAAGAGAAAGAAGGGGAGAAGAAAACUGGGAGAGCAAGUCAUAACGCAGAAGGAAGACAACGCUCUCAGAAGGAAAAUACGGAGGCCCUAGGCGCAGAGGAAAGAAAGUCGAGCGCACCUGAAACAUAUCAAGGUAAGCUGCUCCCAGCAGGAAUGAAGGUAAAGAAGAGGAUUUCAAGUGAGGAAAGCAAGUCCAAAGCUGACGACGUUGAUAGAACAGCAGUUAGGACGCAAGACAAGGCUGGGAAAAGUUCUGCAGAGGAGGGAGAGUCAGAAAAAACCAUUUCCACUCGAGACAUUGAGAAAAUCAGUCAAAUGUGCCCCGACCUACUCAAAAAUAUACCACAGGAAGCAACCAAUAGUCAAACCUCUUCCUUGAGUCAGAAUGAGCCCACAGCGGAGAAGAGCGUUGCUGAAUCUGUCCCCGGCAGAAGCAGCCAGUCGUCAAGAGGAGCCGAUUGUGCCGCUUCAGCGGCUGUUAAGACCAAGACCCACCAAGAAGAGGAGGAUGACGACGUAGUUUUGGUUUCAGUGAAACCGGCGGCUCGCCAAACCCCCCCGGCUUCUUCUACCGUCCAAAAGACGAUCACCAGCUUUCCAGGGUUUCAGUCGGCCGCCCAGGUGGGCGACCCAAAGGGGAUGCACUGUCUGCUCAGUGCCCAGCUUCAACAGAAGAAGGCCACGCUGUCUUCGGUGAACAUGGCGGCUCUGCCAGAUAAAGGAGAGAGGCUGAGAUUACAGGUUAAACAGCUGGAGGACGCUCUGGAGUCUCUAAGCCUCGCUGCUGCUUCUCAGCCCGAACCCGCGGAGGAGUCCGGGAGCGGCGGCUCUGCUGCCGGCUCCGCUCGGCCCGUUGUCAAUCCAUUCAGCAGGCCGGGCGGAACCGUCCUGCUCCCCUCUGCUCCAGUACCAGGGCCGGUCCGGCACCAAGCUUCCGGCAGCUCUGUGGGGAUUCAACUGAGCCAGGGAAAUGCUCAAACCUUUGGAGCAGAUCUCCAAAUGCACCCUUAUUAUGGCGGCAGGAUGACAAAUGAGCGCCUGCUGGAGGUGAAGAACGCCACCUGCGAGGCCAUCGACCAUCUUCACAAAUCUCUGGAGUCGUGUCCGGAUCCCGAGGACGAAGCUUCAGAUCCCAGAGGCAUCAAGGUGCCGCUCCUGGCCCAUCAGAGGAGAGCUUUAGCCUGGCUGCUCUGGAGGGAAGCUCAGAAUCCAUGUGGAGGAAUUCUGGCUGACGACAUGGGCUUAGGCAAAACACUGACCAUGAUCGCUCUCAUGCUGACAAAAAAGAUGGAGGCCAAAAAAGAAGGAGAAAAGAAGGAAGAGAAGAAGCUGGAUUCCUGGAUCUCUAGAAGCGAUUCCAGCAUUGUGUCUUCUAAAGGCACUCUGGUCAUCUGUCCCGCCUCCCUGAUUCACCACUGGAAGAAGGAGAUUGAGCGGCAUGUCAAGACGGGCAGGAUGUCGGUGUAUCUGUACCACGGUCCCAGCCGGGAGAGAAGCGCCAGAGCACUGGCAGAUUACGACGUGGUCGUGACCACAUACAGUUUGGUCUCUAAGGAGAUUCUUGUCGAAAAGGAAGAUGCUGAUAAUCCCGGCAAAGAUCCCGAUCAUGUGCCGUCACGUUCAGGCCCUCUACUGCGAGUGACCUGGGCCCGUGUGAUUCUGGACGAAGCCCACAACAUUAAAAACCCCAAAGUGCAGACCUCCAUGGCCGUCUGCCAGCUGAGAGCCCGCGCCCGCUGGGCUGUCACCGGGACCCCCAUCCAGAACAACCUGCUGGACAUGUACUCUCUGCUGAAAUUCUUGCGUUGUUCUCCGUUCGACGAGUACAAGCUGUGGAAAGCUCAGGUGGACAACGGCUCCAGCAGGGGCAGGGAGAGACUCAACAUCCUGACCAAAACUCUGCUGCUGCGACGCACCAAAGAUCAGCUGGACUCCAUGGGAAAACCGCUGGUGUCUCUUCCGAAGCGGACCUGCGAAGUGCAUCAGCUCAAACUCUCUGAGGACGAGCAGGCUGUGUACGAUGUGGUGUUCGCUCAGUCCAGGUCUACUCUGCAGAACUAUCUGAAGAGACAUGAAGAGAAGGAUUUGGACAAGGGAAACACGUCCAGCGUCAAUCCGUUUGAUAAAGUGGCCCAAGAGUUCGGUGUGUCCCAGGCUGGCCCUGCCAGGUCGGGCUCUCGCCAGGCAUCCAGCACCGUUCACAUCCUCUCUCUGCUGCUGCGCCUCAGACAGUGCUGCUGCCACAUCUCUCUUCUUAAAAAGACGUUGGACUCGUCUGAGCUGCAGGGUGACGGGAUCGUACUGUCGCUGGAGGAGCAGCUGAACGCUCUGUCGCUCUCCUCGACCCCGUCGCCAUCGGGCCCUGACCCCAAAGACACCGUGGCUCUGAACGGCACCCGCUUUCCCUCACAGCUGUUUGAGGAGACCAGUGAAAGCACCAAGAUUUCUGCGAUCACAUCUGAGCUCAUGGCGAUAAAAGAGAAGAGUGACAAUCAGAAAAGCGUGAUCGUGUCUCAGUGGACCAGCAUGCUCAACAUCAUAGCAGUUCAUCUGCGGCGGAUGGGCUUGACUUACGGGGUCAUCGACGGCACCGUGAACCCCAAACGGCGCAUGGACCUGGUGGAAGAGUUCAACACGAACCCUAGAGGACCUCAGGUUAUGCUGGUUUCUCUUUGUGCUGGUGGGGUUGGACUCAACCUUAUUGGAGGGAAUCAUCUCUUCCUCAUUGACAUGCACUGGAAUCCAGCCUUGGAGGAUCAGGCCUGUGACCGAAUCUAUAGAGUAGGACAACGUAAAGACGUCACCAUUCACAGGUUUGUGUGUGAAGGAACCGUAGAGGACAAGAUUGCAACGCUGCAGACGAAGAAGAAAGAGCUGGCCCAGAAUGUGCUUUCAGGAACAGGAAGCACAGUCUCUAAACUCUCAUUGGCCGAUCUCAAAAUAAUUUUUGGUGUUUAGAAAUGAUGAAAGUCUUGAGGUUAUCCUUUUUAAAUGUUAAUUUCUUUUUUCCUUUUUCUGUGUGUAAUGAUGCAAACCUUCUGGAAAAUCUUGAAAAAGCCACAUAAGGUAUUUGUUAAAUGAAAGGUUGCUCCAUUGUCCUCCCUACAGAUAAUGCUUCACAUUUUGAUUUAUGUUUUUAACCAUUACAGAUUGCACAGGCUAUUAUAAAAAUGUCUACGCUUACAGUAAUGCUGCUAUACUCGUCUCAGUGUGCAUUCUAAAUUGUAGGACUUUGUUUUUAUUAAAGCACUAAAGUGUAAA
Molecule: messenger RNA, 3753 nt
Organism: Xiphophorus maculatus (southern platyfish)
Lineage: Eukaryota; Metazoa; Chordata; Actinopteri; Cyprinodontiformes; Poeciliidae
Gene: ttf2
Product: transcription termination factor 2
Exons: 23
Coding region: 64-3450 (1128 amino acids)
Molecular function (GO): ATP-dependent chromatin remodeler activity; zinc ion binding; ATP binding
Source: RefSeq, a predicted model, not a curated record